CAGCAAUCCCGCGAUGAUCCCGAGCCUCAAUUCUCACGAUUCCGAAUAGUAUCCCGGCACUUACGGCCAAUUGAACCCGACUCUCAUCCUGAGACCGGAUAUUCAGCUAGCCUCCAAUCCAGAGAGUCCCGAAAAACGCACUUUAUCUACAAAGCCACUCCGUAAAGCAACAACAACACACCAAGAACCAAGAAUUCAACUGAAAGGAAAAAAGGAGGACCGAAAAUGCCACCCACAAAACAAGAAAUCUCCCUCUUGAUCAAUCCUCUGGUUCCGGAGAAUGUGCAGCAUAAUAACCGAGUCCUCGCAAACCUCCACUCCAUCACCUCCUUCCUCCUAGGUCUAACAGCCGGUAUUCUCGCCCUGCACUCUGCGACAGGGUUCCUAUUCUACUUAGCCGGUACGGUUCUCGUGUCCGGCGUUUUUCAUAUCUUCCUGCUGCAAAGCUCGAAUGGUCAGGGCGCCGGUGGGUUCUUCCCCGGUCCGAAUGUGGGUGAGAUCGAGGGGAUCAAUGACAAGGGUAUGGUGUGGGCUUCUGGGAGACAGAUGAGGAGGAAGGACUCGUGGAGGGAUGUGUGGCUUGGAGGUGGUGUCUUUGGGGAGGCGCUGUCUGGGUUCGUGCUUGGGUGGGCUGGUGUUGGGGGUGUUUUGAGGUGAUUUUUCUUACUGUUUGUGGGAGCUAAUAAGGGUCUUGCCAGGUGGUGCUCGAUUUAGUAGAAUGUGUUUGAUUAUGUGACUAUCUGUCUAUAUUAUAUCUAUUUGGUAUCCUGAAUGUGAGGAUCUUAUGAGUUAUUGUAA
Molecule: messenger RNA, 798 nt
Organism: Aspergillus caelatus
Lineage: Eukaryota; Fungi; Ascomycota; Eurotiomycetes; Eurotiales; Aspergillaceae
Product: EMC6 family protein
Exons: 2
Coding region: 226-657 (143 amino acids)
Biological process (GO): protein folding in endoplasmic reticulum; autophagosome assembly
Cellular component (GO): membrane; endoplasmic reticulum; EMC complex
Source: RefSeq, a predicted model, not a curated record